AGCGCCUGGGAGCCCAGCAGGGUACAGUUUCUGUGAGGAUCGGUCAUAAUGUAGCUAUGAUUAAUAAUCCAUCCAAUAAUCUGAAUCGUACUCAUUGAUUGCCGCGUGAGUUCAUCGAGGCUCAUCCUCUCUCUCCUUCCCCCACUUCUUUCCUGAGGAGGCGAGAGCCUUCAGAAUAACACCGCUGGCCGCGAUGAGACGAAUAACAGGAAAGGGGAAGGAUGAAACUUUGAUCGAGCUGCAGAGCGCGACGGAUUCACAGACUGGAGAUGGUCCUGCAGUGUUGACCGCAUUCAGCAUAACCCUGCACUCAGAUGAAAAUGGUGGAGCUAGUGUAAAUUCAUUAUCUGAAAAAUCAGCACUGCCUGGACAUACAGAGACUGACAAGCUGCAACCAAACACAGACACCGUGUUCUUCAGGGAUGGAGUCCGGAGGAUAGACUUUGUGCUGUCCUAUGUAGAUGACAAGGAUGGAGAGAAGAAGCAGGACAGAAGGAGGGAGUUUGAGGCCAACCUUGAGAAGGAAGGACUGGAGCUGGAGACCGAGGACAAAUCGGACUCCAAAGACCAAAAGACAUAUUUCUUAAAGAUUCAUGCUCCGUGGAAUGUACUGGCCACCUACGCCGACGUCUUAAAGAUCAAAGUUCCCUUCAAAACCAGUGAUAUCCCGCACGGCCAGGAUGUCCCACUGGAGUGGCUCUCUCGUCCUUUACGCUUGCCUGAUCACAUAAUGCGUCCCCAACCUGACUACUUCACCUACCCCUUCGACAAGAGCAAGACCGACUUCUUCCUGAUCACUGACAAAGAUACUUUCUUCCCGCCUUCCACAAGAAACAGAAUUGUGUUCUACAUCCUGGCCCGCUGCCCGUACUACAAAGAGGGUCAGAAAGAAAGAGACAAGACGGGAAUCAAGCGACUGCUCAGCAAUGGGACGUAUUCAGCAGCCUUUCCUCUACAUGACUGUCGAUACUGGAAAAGAGCCAGAAACGCUGAGUGUGAGAGUGAGCGCUACAACCUGUACAAGCACUGGGCCGGGUUUCUCUGCUUUUACAAAGAGCAGCCUCUCAACCUCAUCAGGAAGUACUAUGGGGAGAAGAUUGGGAUCUACUUUGCCUGGCUGGGCUUCUACACUGAGAUGCUGUUCUUUGCAGCCGUCAUGGGCCUUAUAUGUUUCAUCUAUGGAUUGCUGAGUUAUGAUGACAACAUUUCAAGUAAAGAAAUAUGUAACGUUGAUAUUGGAGGAAGUAUUGUGAUGUGUCCGCUUUGUGAUAAAAAGUGUUCAUUCUGGAAGCUCAACUCUACGUGUCUCUCAUCCUGGCAAUCCCAUCUGUUUGACAACGAGGGAACGGUUUUCUUUGCCAUAUUUAUGGGCAUUUGGGUAACUCUGUUUUUGGAGAUCUGGAAGCGGCGUCAAGCCCGGCUGGAGUACGAGUGGGACUUGGUGGACUUUGAGGAGGAACAGCAGCAGCUUCAAAUCCGGCCCGAGUUUGAGAUCCGAUGCACUAACAAGAGACUCAACAAGAUCACUCAGGAAAUGGAGCCGUAUCUCCCUGCCACCAGCAAGUGUGCUCGCUUCUGCCUCUCGGCUGCCACUGUCAUAUUUUGGAUUUCUCUGAUCGUGGCCUGUAUCAUCGGGGUCAUAGCAUACAGGCUGGCUGUGCACGCUGCCUUUGCAAGUAUCAUUAAAGACCCCAUGCGCAAGAUCCAGUUGGUGGGCAGAUUCAUCACUCCACAGCUAGCGACGUCCGUCACCGCCUCCUGCAUCAACUUUGUCAUCAUCAUGAUCCUCAACUUCUUCUAUGAGAGGGUGGCUGUGUGGAUCACUAAUAUGGAAAUCCCAAAGACCCACCUUGAGUAUGAGAACAGGCUGACCAUGAAGAUGUUCCUCUUCCAGUUCGUCAACUACUACUCAUCGUGCUUCUACGUGGCCUUCUUCAAGGGGAAAUUUGUUGGUUUUCCUGGCGAGUACACAUAUAUGUUUGGCAGAAGAAGCAAACUGAGGAAUGAGGAGUGUGACCCUGGAGGCUGCCUGAUUGAGCUGACCACACAGCUGGUGAUCGUGAUGUCAGGAAAACAAAUCUGGGGGAACAUUCAGGAAGCGCUGCUGCCGUUGAUGCGUAACUGGUGGACGAGCAGAAAGGGGCGGCGCCAUACUGAGUACCAUAACAGCCGGUGGGAGCAGGACCACGUCCUGCUGAACUUCAGCCAGCUGGGAUUGUUUUAUGAGUACCUGGAGAUGGUGGUCCAGUUUGGUUUCAUCACAUUGUUUGUGGCCUCCUUCCCUUUGGCUCCGGUGCUGGCUCUGUUCAACAACAUCCUGGAGAUCAGGGUGGACGCCUGGAAGUUCACCACCCAGUUCAGGAGACCGGUAGCGUCUAAGGCCCGAAACAUCGGAGCGUGGCAGGAAAUCCUCAAUGCGGUGGCCAUUUUGUCUGUCGUGACCAACGCUUUCAUAAUAGCGUUCACCUCCGACAUGAUCCCCCGGAUGGUGUUCCUGUAUGCCUACAAUGACGAUGCCGGCAUGAGGGGAUACGUUAACAACAGCCUGUCAAUAUACAACAUCUCCCAGAUACCUCUGUACAACAUGCCCGAGGAACGAGGCGACUGGUUUCAGAACUCCACCACUACCUGCAGAUACCGCGACUACCGCUACCCUCCAGGCCACCAGAAGGAGUACACUCACACCAUGCAGUUCUGGCACAUCCUGGCAGCUAAAAUGGCCUUCAUUAUCAUCAUGGAGCACGUUGUGUUUGUGGUCAAGUUCUUCGUGGCGUGGAUGAUCCCAGACAUCCCUUCAGACGUGAAGGCUCGGUUUAAACGAGAACGCUACUUGAUUCAAGAGUACCUGCAUAACUACGAGGUGGAGAGCGUCAAACUCCAGCUGAGUGCCAGUUUCAUCACAGAGCCGCAGUCAGAGCUGUCCUUGAUGACAGACGAGCAUGAAGUGUUGUCUGAGUGCCUGUCGCCUUGAGCUUUGAGCCACAGACGGACGGAGAGCGUCCGUGUACGAGGGUUUCUGUCUUUGGGCUAAAUAACGCUGUUAUCUUUUUUUGUUGAAUGGACUCCUAUAUUAGGAUGCAACACUUUACUUUGCUUAAAUCUGCUUUUUGAGUGGAUAAAACAUUCCUGUGCCAAAAAAAAGAAAGUGGGAACAGCAAAGAGCAAAAAGAUUGAACGUUCAGUCUUCAUCAUUCCCCAUGUAAUGUAUUCUCUGUGUGUAAAGUUUGUGGUGUUGAACAUGUGACAUUAUAUGUAAUUACCAUUUCAAGAGUUGGCUAUGAUAUCAUUAAUAAAAUGUUCUGCAUGUGAUUCUUCUAAUUAGAAUUCAAGAAGAAGGACUUGACUGUUUAGAAAAGAAAAUAUGUGGCAGUUAAAAAAAUAUUUGUUGUUAAAAAAAAUCAUAUCAUUUUAAAGAUAUCUUAUAUCAUAAGCUUUUUCUGUCAUGUAACUAUUAAUUUAAACUUACAACACUGCCUUUUUAAAUUGGUAGCUACAGAAUGUUAAACUCCUCUAAUCUAUAGCUGGUCUAUGAAGAUUGUCAGUUUUGUUAUUGGAGGAAUUUUAGGGAAAGUCUCUUAAAGUCUGCAUUUUAAAACCAAGAGCCUCCAUCAUAACAAAGAGAAGUGUGGGUAUCAACCUGUGUUCGUAACAAGGUGAGACAGCAGUUGCAAACUUGUGCAUCUCACCUUUUAAAUGUAUUUCCAACUUGCUGCAUGACUCAUUAGAAGAUUUCUACCAGGAGAAAAGACGACAGAUUUUCUAUUUCAAUACAAUCAGUUUAUGUGUCUGAGUUGAGGUCGAUCAUGUGGGGACCUUACUGCUCCUCUUGUUACACAUAGAUAAUAAACAGCCUAUAUUUCUGUUUUUAGAUGUUCCCAUUAUUGGUGUCUACAUACCGUAGGCAUAAACUAUUAUAACCGUCGUUUCAUGAUAAACAGAAAGGAGAAGAACUUCUUCUCCCCGUUGGGAGACAUGUGAGUGAGGAUUUCCGUGAGGGACUUUUCGUAACUGGUUCAUACUCUGUGGUUACCAAUGAGUUCCUGUAAAUAUAAAUAAUAUAUCAUCUAUUUAAAUGGUUGCCAUACAAUUAGCUAAUUAAUCUGCUUCUGCUCGGUCGCCUGAAGCUUGUGUAUUUAGAGUUAUUCAUCAAUAUUUGCAAGACCUGAUAUCUUAUUUAGUACUUCUAUUGCCUUAUAAACAUUGAGUAGCGUUAAUUCAGACAAUUAUUCAAGCACAUUAUAUUCAAUAAAUUGCUACUUUGUUAAGCGACCAGUGUGGUGAAGAAAAAAGAAGGUUUUAUUUCUUCACAGUAGAUCUGUCUUAUUUAAAGCCAUACAGGAUCACUUUGUAUCAUCUUCAGCUUAACGUGUAUAUAUAACAGAAUAUGUUUUACUGUAAAUGAUGCAGUUGUGAUUUCAGAUAUCAGCUAAUUAUAUUUCACAAUCAAAAACUAAGCCUGAACUAAGCCUGAACUAAGCCAUCUCAGGAUUAGACAUCUGCUCAUGUUUGCUGAGCGUCUCUUGUUGAUAAAGUAAGCAGAUGUCAGUUGGUGUAGAGCGUCUUCCUGCAGCAUGCAUGAUGUAUUUCUCAACAAACAAAUGCCUUAAACCUCUGUGUUUAUCUGUUUUUGUAUGAUUUUGUAACAACAAAGUUUCCUAUCUGAAUUCAAAACAUGUUGCAUAAAACAUGUUGCUGCUGCUAGUCAUUGCAAAGUAGUGUCUUUUUAUUGCGUGAAUUGGUGUAAAAAUGGUCAGUUAUAUUCUAAGUUCACUGCAGACGAUUGUACAUAAAUGCAGAUAUAAUAAAGAAAUAACAAGUUAUA
This is a messenger RNA of Pseudoliparis swirei, 4822 nucleotides long. RefSeq names its product anoctamin 5b (gene ano5b). The transcript has 21 exons. The record is from RefSeq and is a predicted model, not a curated record. Lineage: Eukaryota; Metazoa; Chordata; Actinopteri; Perciformes; Liparidae. Gene Ontology annotation, biological process: chloride transmembrane transport. Gene Ontology annotation, cellular component: plasma membrane. Bases 194 to 2971 code for a protein of 925 amino acids. Gene Ontology annotation, molecular function: protein dimerization activity; chloride channel activity.